Molecule: messenger RNA, 902 nt
Organism: Manis javanica (Malayan pangolin)
Lineage: Eukaryota; Metazoa; Chordata; Mammalia; Pholidota; Manidae
Source: RefSeq, a predicted model, not a curated record
CUUUCCUAUGGAAAAAUAUGUAUAUAAAAUAGUUUGAGUUUUCCAAAUAUUUAUUUUAUGUCCUCUAUAAGAAUGCUAAAUAAAACUUGUUACACAAAUCAAGUUCUUUGUGUGUUUAUUUUUCCUGAGAAGAGUUUCUAAUCUGGUUGAUUGGUUUUUUUAAACCAGUAAGUAGGGCAGAAUGUGAAAACUGAAUUUUCUUGGCAAGGAAAAAAACCAGAGAUAAUCUCAGAGAGUAAGAUAGAAAGCUUUUGGUCAUUAAUGAUUUAAUACAGUGAUUCUAGGGGAGCUGAGGCACCAGCACAAGUUGGUGGCAUGAGUGCUGUGUGCCCACAGAGCAGCCUCGGCUCUAGAGAUUGAUGUCUUCCCCUGUUAGACCUCAAGAACACAGCUGGUUAAAAUCCUUCUUUGUUCAGAAAGUUGAUCCAAGAAAAGAUGUUCCCUCUCUUCUCCUAGCCAAAAGGAAAAAACUGUCUAUACACAAAUUACAGCUUUACAAUGUUAAAGCAGAAUGCCUAACAGCAUAUGUAACAAAAUCUGUCAAGAGGAGUUGCCAGUUUCAUAAAGAUCACCCUUGCACUUGGGUGGGAACUUGGAACACAUGGUAUGGCAAGCAGGAUCAAAUUGUCUCCCUCCAGAGGUAUGAAGGAGGCUAUCCAGCCCUCCUGAAGGUCACGAACAAAUUCAGAGAAAAUCAGGAAUUUGGGGCAUUAUGUAAGGCAAGAAGCAACAUACCUCUUUCUAGGAAGAAUCAGCUGCUAUUAACGUUCAGUUUCUGGAAGUCAGGACCUAAUUUAUGAACCCAGAUCUUAGCACUAGAUCUCUGACCAGGAACUAUGAUUGAAUGAGGCAAUUACUGUUUUAAGUGCAAAAUACCAAUUUUUCCCCAAACUGAUCUAUAG